Messenger RNA from Prunus armeniaca (apricot), 237 nucleotides. Lineage: Eukaryota; Viridiplantae; Streptophyta; Magnoliopsida; Rosales; Rosaceae. The record is from the annotation of a GenBank genome assembly.
AUGAGAUCAGUGAAAGUUGACGCUCCUAAUUUUGAUGGUGAGCUAAAUCCUAAAGCACUCCUCGACUGGUUAGCUACCAUGGAUCGCUAUUUUGAGUGGCAUGACAUGCCUGAAGCUCGAAGGGUGAGAUUUGCUAAGAUAAAAUUGAUGGGUCAAGCUGGUGAAGAACCAAUCAUCCAUUGGGGUGAGAUGAAAGAAAGGUUGAAGCAGAAAUAUCUACCAUUAUCCUAUCAAUAG